AAAUGCUGUUUCAUUCCCGUGAAUGAAUUUUCGAAUGCACUCUUUAGAUCGGUCGAUUUGUUCGCGGAGAGAACUUGAAUGAAUAGUCGACAUUACGUAAUAUAGUGAACAAUUUACAAUAAUUUUCCGUACGUGAAUCUUGCGAGAAAAAUAUUCGUUUAUUGUAUACUGGAUUGCAUUGGAUUUCUUUUUUCACUUGCAGGGUGACAUAACCUGAGACUUAUCUGACCUGUCGCUGUUCGCUUAUGGCGAAUUAAAUCGACGAGAUCUAAAUUAUUCACAGUAUCCACAACCAUGUUAAUUCAAUACCUAGAUAAGUGGAAAUACAGCAAUGCGCCUGAAGGUCAGGAGCCCUUUGAGAAGAUAAUCGGGCUGAGUAAAUAUGGACUUUACACUAGCGUCCUUGUCGGUGGAUACGAUUGUAUAAUAGUAUCUCAGUCGUACACCUUCUGGCAAGCAUUAAAUACUAUGUCUUAUUGGGUGCUGCCGAUUACUGGCAUGUGCGCUACUUUUGCUUCUGUGGCAUAUGCAGUGACAAAAAUUAGAGGAAAAGAUGGCUACGCCAACUAUGUUCUAGCUUCGUUAGCUACAGGUGGAGUCUUCUAUCAUUGGCAGAAAAAGCCUAUACUCAGUCAUAAUUUCACUGUCGCAUUAAUUGCAUGUGCCAUCGCUAAGAAGCAUAGUGAUUUCAUUGGCGAGAAACUUUUCCCAAUGGACGAUAUAUUCAGUCAACACACUACUAUCCCACUUGAUUUUACCAUCGUCAAGGAUGUUAGAGGACGUAGGCCCUGGGAGUGAUGAUCUUUUAUAUACAUAAAGAAAAUAAUUAGUGUUGAUGCAUAAAAUUAAAAUGGAGAUAUUCGAUUCUUCGUUCAAGGGUCGUGAGCUUUUCAUUGAGGACUGCUAUCCUUGAGCGACAAGACAUAUCUAAAAGAAAGAAGAUUGAAUAUAUAUAGUAUAUAUAAGAGAGUAUUGAAAAAUAAUAUACC
Nylanderia fulva is the source of this 989-nucleotide messenger RNA. RefSeq lists its product as uncharacterized. Lineage: Eukaryota; Metazoa; Arthropoda; Insecta; Hymenoptera; Formicidae. Gene Ontology annotation, biological process: mitochondrial electron transport, NADH to ubiquinone. The record is from RefSeq and is a predicted model, not a curated record. Gene Ontology annotation, cellular component: respiratory chain complex I; mitochondrial inner membrane.